Cyprinodon variegatus (sheepshead minnow) is the source of this 4902-nucleotide messenger RNA. RefSeq names its product RAS protein activator like 1 (GAP1 like) (gene rasal1). The record is from RefSeq and is a predicted model, not a curated record. The transcript has 22 exons. Gene Ontology annotation, biological process: cellular response to calcium ion; regulation of GTPase activity; negative regulation of Ras protein signal transduction. Gene Ontology annotation, molecular function: GTPase activator activity. Lineage: Eukaryota; Metazoa; Chordata; Actinopteri; Cyprinodontiformes; Cyprinodontidae. The coding region runs from base 123 to 2627 and encodes 834 amino acids.
UGGGCAGAGCGCCGUCACGAGCUGAAGGUGUCAUGAAACGGAGAAAACUCACUCCCAGGAAAGCAGAGGGCUAUUUAUACCAGCUCGCAUGGCAACAUAACAGACACCCGCUGGAUAAAUAAAUGAUUGUCGCGAAAAUGGCCAAAAACACGUCUCUUUAUUUUCGGAUUGUCGAGGGUAGGAACCUCCCGGCCAAAGACGUGUCUGGGACGAGUGAUCCUUACUGCAUCGUUAAAGUUGACAAUGAAGUUGUAGCCAGGACGGCAACAGUGUGGAAGAAUCUCAAUCCUUUCUGGGGUGAAGAGUACACGUUGCACCUCCCCAUGGGCUUUCAUUCACUGUCGUUCCUUGUAAUGGACGAAGACACUAUUGGACACGAUGAUGUUAUUGGAAAAAUCACACUGAGCAAAGAAGCUAUCGGGUCUCAAGCUAAAGGGCUCGAUAGUUGGAUGAACCUGACGAGGGUUGAUCCCGAUGAGGAAGUCCAAGGAGAGAUUCACCUGAGUCUGGAGCUCCUCAGGGACACUAAGAAGAGCAGCUUACGGUGCCAGGUCAUCGAGGCCAGAGACUUGGCUCCAAGAGACAUUUCUGGAACAUCGGAUCCUUUUGGAAGAGUUAUAUUCAACAACCACAGUGCAGAGACCUCGAUUAUCAAGAAGACCCGUUUCCCUCACUGGGGAGAAACCUUGGAGCUGGAGCUGGAUGCAGAGGAGCUGAGUGAGGAGGGGACUGUGACCGUGGAGGUCUGGGACUGGGACAUGGUGGGAAAAAAUGACUUUCUGGGAAAGGUGGAAAUCCCUUUUGCUUGUUUGCACAAGACACCUCUGCUGGAGGGCUGGUUUCGUUUGCUGCCCCUGGGAAACAAUGAGGCUGAUGCUGGGGUGUCUUACGGUUCUCUGUACAGCGGCAAGCUGGGAGCGCUGCGCCUGAAGGUGCGUCUGGUGGAGGACCGGAUCCUGCCGUCUACAUACUACCAGCCACUCAUUGAACUGCUGGUUGAGUCGGUAAUCUCCCCCACAGAGGUGGAAGACAGUAGUGCCCUGACCAUGCUGGAGGAGGUGACCACUGUGGAGAGCAGGCAGGAUGUCGCAAUGACUCUGGUGAAGAUCUACCUUGGACAAGGACUGGUGGUGCCGUUCCUUGAUUAUCUAAAUACCAGAGAGGUCAACCUUACGACUGAUCCAAACACCCUGUUUCGCUCCAACUCACUUGCCUCCAAAGCCAUGGAACAAUUCAUGAAGGCCGUUGGCAUGCUGUAUCUGCAUGAAGUGUUGAAACCCAUCAUCAAUCGCAUCUUUGAUGAAAGGAAGUACAUUGAGCUGGACCCAUGUAAGAUUGACCUGAACCGCACAAGACGGAUUUCAUUUAAGAGUGGAGUGUCAGAAGCAGAGGUUCGGGACUACAGCGUGGAGAUGCUGCAGACCUAUUUAAGCAGCAUCAUCGAAUCGAUCGUCAACUCCGUCGAUCAGUGUCCUUCGGUCAUGAGAGUGGCCUUCAAACAACUUCACAAGAGAGUGGAGGAACAAUUCACAGAGCCUGAAAAUGAGGAUGUAAAAUACCUGGCCAUCAGCGGGUUCUUCUUCCUGCGUUUCUUUGCUCCUGCUAUCCUGACGCCAAAGCUGUUCCAGCUGAGAGACCAGCACGCUGACACACGCACAAGCAGAACGUUGUUACUACUUGCCAAGGCACUGCAGAGUGUGGGCAACCUGGGCCUUCAGCUGGGUCAUGGGAAGGAGCAGUGGAUGGCACCUCUUCAUCCGAUCAUCCUCCGCAGCGUGGCCUCCGUCAAGGACUUUCUGGAUAAGCUGAUCGACAUCGAUCAUGAUAUCGUGUCUGCAGUGCCUCAGAGGGCUGUGUUCAUGCCGUCAGUGACAGUGAAGGAGGGAUAUCUACACAAACACAAAGCAGAGGGGCCACAGCUGCUGUCCCGCUUUGCCUUCAAGAAACGCUACUUCUGGCUGACCAGCGAGACCCUGUCCUACGCCAAGACAUCUGAUUGGCAGGUGCGCUCCUCAAUACCUAUUCAGCGUGUGUGUGCCGUGGAGAGGGUGGAUGAAAAUGCCUUUCAGCAGCAGAAUGUAAUGCAGGUCAUUACACAGGACAACGAAGGAAAGAUGAACACCAUGUACAUCCAGUGCAAGAAUGUGAAUGAGCUGAACCAGUGGCUGUCUGCCAUAAGGAAAGUCAGCAUCUACAAUGAGAGGAUGCUGCCUUCUUUUCACCCGGGCGUUCAUCGCAGCAGCAAGUGGACCUGCUGCCUGCAGGCGGACCGCGCUGUUACAGGCUGCAGCAGAACCCACUCUGCCGUAACUCUGGGCGACUGGAGCGACCCGCUGGACCCAGAUGUGGAGACUCAGAUGAUAUUUAAGCAGCUUCUCCAGGGCAGAGACAAACUCAGGAAAAAAUACCUGGAGCAGGAAGAAGCAGAUCAGACAUCAAGCAAUAAGGAAAAGAGGAUAAACCCUGAUAUUCACCCAGAUGGUGCUGAAUGCAACGCUCAGCAGAUGAAGCCUGGUCAGAGUGUCGCUGCUCGGCUGCUGGUGGUGAUAGAGGAUCUGGAGCAAGCUCACGCCACCUUCCAACUGAGAGAAAAAGAGGACGCCACUAGAGUCAUCCUCAAUCCCUAGGCUGCACGCGGCCUCUGAUCUAUUAACGCCUGAAAGGAGUGUAGGGCGUGAGGAGGAGGAGGAAGUUUUAGCUAAACACUCUCCAGACUGUCGCAGAGGAGAAGCCGCGGCCCUGUCCAGCUUUUUCCCGGCUAUAAGGAGCAGUGGACAGUCUUACGCUUUUUAAUCGUCUGUUCUGUCUCAAGGUCACAGAUGAGGAAGAUGAAGCCACACGAUAAUAACAGGAGGGGGACUUUGCAGCAUGAUAUAAUGUGAUAUUGUUUCUGUAGAUAAGAAGCACUCUGUUGCAUGGCUUGCCCCCUACUUGUGAAAUAUGGAAAACUUUAUAUUUCCAGAUAUUGUACAGGACUUUUUAUUUUUAUGCAAAAGGCUCAUUAUAGUGUAAUGUACAGUACCUAAAUGUAAGGUGAUUUAUGUCUUGUGUUUUGUACACUGACUGAGAGAUUCAUCGCCGAGGCAACUCUGUAGCAGUUAAUUUACAAUCACAGGUCAUUCCACUACAAGAUUAUUUUAAAAUGAGUCUAAAGGGAGCAGGAUAAGUACUGCUUUCAUGUUACCUUGGACCCAUUUUACAAAACAACAAGCUUUUGUUUGGUGCUGUAGCCAUUUAAUUAUAUAAAUUGAGCCGUGAUGUAUUUUUUUUUAUUUGCAUUUUUAGUUUCUUGUCCGUACAUUUGAUGUAGCCAUUUUGAAAUUUACAUGAGUUAUAAUUGAAGUGACAAGGCUCAGACAUGUUAGAGAUGCCAAAUUGGGUUUGACAAACCUGAACCGCUUAACUGAGAAAAAGAUUUCUGCAGAUUUACUGUUUGAAGAGCAGCCAUGAUCAGAUAUGUGAUUUGGAAAAAAACUCACCAGGUUUUAGAAAAUUUACAAUUUGAUUUGAUUUUCUGCCAAACAGGUGGUACCAUGUCUGAGUUUUUAUAUCCUUAUAUAUUGAAGUUUCUGGUUACACCAAGAAAAAAAUGUAGAAAAGAAAUUUUCCCUCAUUACAACCACAAACCUUAUUGUUUUUGAUUGUGAUUCUUUUAGGCUGAACAACACGUUGACUCGUGAUUGCCAGCCCCCAGAAUCUCUGCUUUUAUUAGCUUUAUAUUGACACAAACAUUUUUGUUCAUUCUUUGCAAAAAGCCUUUAAGCUCUGUGGGAAUAAUGUGUGAACAUCAGAUUUAGAAUCUAUUCUCAUAUUUUCAGUUGUUUUUAGGUCUGGACUGUCACUGGGGCAUUUUACCACACAGUCAUGCUUUGAUUUAAACCACUCCAUUGUACCUCUGGUUAAGUUUUUUGAGCUGCUUUCCUGCUGGAAGGUCAACCUCCAUCUGUCUCAAACUCUUUGCAAGCUUUCAUUGAUUUUCUUUCACAAAAGUCAAGGAUUUAACUCCAUUUUGCCAAACACUCUAAGAAGCUUUUCUAUCAUUGAUUAAGAAUAGCAUCGCCUGCAGCAUCAUGCUGCCAUUGCCAUGUUUCAGUGAGCAAUUGGUGUCUUUUAAAAAAAGGUGAUAUGCAGGGUUGGCUUUCUGGAUAACAUUGCAUUUUGAAAUCUGUUCUCCUUCGUUUUCCCCCUGAAUUUUGUGUUCUUUGUGUGGCAAAAUGGGACUUAAUUUGGCUAUUAAAUUAAAACUUUGUUAGAUUGCCAACUAAUAGCUGUCCUGUCAACAGAUUUGCACAUCUAAACUGUGAAUCUCUGCUGCUCUUUAACACCAUGGAGCUCUUGGAUGCUUCUUGGAUCCUUGUCUGACCUGUCAGUUUAGAUGGCCAUGUCUCGGUAGGUUGGCAGACGUGCCAAACUCUCUCAAUAUUCCUGUUCGUUUUUUUGACAAAUCUCUAAGGCCUUCAAAAAUAACUGGCUUUAAACUGAGAAUAGAUUGUCUUUUGUUGCAAUGAAGCCUAUUUCCAGAAUCCAAGUUGCUAUCUAGUUUGUGGUUUUAAGGUUACAAUUGACAAUGAAGUUUGUGGUUUUACUGUGAUAAAAAUGUGGAAAGGUUUAUGGGCACGAAUGUUUUUGCAGGACAUCAUGCGUACACUGUCAUAUUUCCAAGAGUGCAUAAAAUGUUCCAGGUCACGUUAUCUAAAACAAUAAGAAAAAUAGAGGUUUAGUGACAUUUUAAGAUUUUUAAAAGAUAAUCAUUUUAUUUUGCAUUUGAACACAGAGAGAGCCGAGUAUCAUAAAUAAAGUAUUACUUGGAUUUUUUAAAAGUCUGUCCACUGGGAAAUGGAUUUAACAAGAUUUUCAGAUUUGCAUAUCAUAAAAAGCCAUAUUUUCAAAGAAAUUCAAGCA